Messenger RNA from Acanthoscelides obtectus, 413 nucleotides. The record is from the annotation of a GenBank genome assembly. NCBI's taxonomy places the organism in Eukaryota, Metazoa, Arthropoda, Insecta, Coleoptera, Chrysomelidae.
UGUAGAUUACGUUCUAGAAGAGUAGGCCUUAAGGCCUCGCAGCCACGAAAAUGUACCUUAUUAUGAUGCUUGAAAUAUACCUAAAGCUGAGCUGUGGAUCUGCUAAGGAUCAACUUUCUGUCUAGUGGUGUAGCCGCGAAAGCAUAGCCUAAAUCCGGAGGUGUUCUGACUCGAUGAAGUGGGUGUACUUCAGCAUUGUCUCUAUGGUACUAGUUGGUAUGAUUGUAGCCGAUGGAGAGCUGUGGCAAGAAGACGACCACGAAGUGCUGAUCAGAAACCAAAGGGGAACAAAGAACAAAGGGAACGUCAACGUUGCUACAAGAAUGGCUAUGAGUAAGCCUGCUGAUAAGACCAGUGUUGCCACAGGUAGCCCGGUGGAGUGGCCCCCUAGCCCCUCUCUUUUCGAAAUCUAG